Molecule: messenger RNA, 1976 nt
Organism: Gallus gallus (chicken)
Lineage: Eukaryota; Metazoa; Chordata; Aves; Galliformes; Phasianidae
Gene: HMCES
Product: 5-hydroxymethylcytosine binding, ES cell specific
Exons: 6
Coding region: 908-1741 (277 amino acids)
Biological process (GO): DNA damage response
Molecular function (GO): single-stranded DNA binding
Source: RefSeq, a predicted model, not a curated record
GUGGCUGCGGGAGGGGCGCUACCGGCCCUCCUACAACAAGGGCCCGCAGUCCUCCGGCCCCGUGCUGCUGUCCCGCAAGCACGUCCAGCAGGUAACCGGCGGAGCGUCGGCCGGAGCGCGGCCCCCCGGGGGGUGGGGUGCGGAUCUUUGGGCACCGGGUGGGGUUUGGGGAGGGCUGUUGGGUGGUGGUGGCCGCUCGUUUUGCUUCUCGACGUCCGUAUGACGAAAGUAUCCCUUCUCGUCAAUAUUGCCGCGGCCCGAAUGGAAGGAGGGGAGUCGGGGCUGCGCUUCCACCGUAGUGCAGUGCGUGCGCGGGUCGGUGGCUUCUGGAGGUUCUUCUCCCAGCUGUGUGAAGUUGCACUGCGGGCACUGCUCUGCUCUGCUUUGCUGAGGUGACGCCGUUGGGCGCCCGCAGCACUUCGGUAGGGGAGAGCAGGGAAGAAAAUCCCAAACCCAGAGCAGCGCACGGCUGGGGUGACCGUUGGUUGGAGCCCCAACAGCCCGAAGCGGGGGGCGCUGAGCUGAGCCGCCCGGCCGUGGCUGCGGUGCGUGGCACAUAUGGGGACAGGGCACGGCUCGUGGGGCGCGGGCUGAGCCCUGCGAUGACACGAGGGGCACGAAGCGUGGCAUGGCUCCGUUGGCCACCUUCACCCAGCAGCUGGAACGGAGUGCCCCUCGAUGCUGGUGUGGGUGCCUGGGGGGGCUCAGUGGGGUACGUGCACGUUUCUAUAUGCGUCCUCAUCCACCCGCGAUGGCGCAGCCACGCUCCGGGGCCGCAGCUGUGCUGCUCUGGGCAGGCAGAGCACGGAGCUGCUCAGGAGGAAGUGAAAGCUGCGGUGCCGUUUCCAUUGCCCGAGCUGAGACAAUAUGCAAAGAGUGAAAGUGAACCAGAAAUCACGUUAUUAAAAUGAAGGAUGCUGACUCUUCCGAGCGGGUGCUCAUGGACAUGCGCUGGGGCCUGGUGCCCUCCUGGUUCAAAGAGGAUGACCCCUCCAAAAUGCAGUUUAAGACCUCCAACUGCCGCAGCGACACCAUGUUGAGCAAGUCCUCCUACAAGGGCCCUCUCCUCAAGGGCAAGCGCUGCGUGGUGCUGGCAGAUGGCUUCUAUGAGUGGCAGCAGCGCGGCGGGGGCAAGCAGCCCUACUUCAUCUACUUCCCCCAGAACAAGAAACACCCGGCUGAGGAGGAGGAGGACAGCGAUGAGGAGUGGCGGGGCUGGCGCCUGCUCACCAUGGCUGGGAUUUUCGACUGCUGGGAGCCGCCAAAGGGAGGAGAGCCGCUGUACACCUACACCAUCAUCACCGUGGACGCCUCCGAGGACGUGAGCUUCAUCCACCACAGGAUGCCGGCCAUCCUGGAUGGGGACGAGGCCAUUGAGAAGUGGUUGGACUUCGCUGAGGUGCCCACCCGGGAGGCGAUGAAGCUCAUCCGGCCCGCAGAGAACAUUGCAUUCCACCCCGUGUCCACCUUUGUCAACAGCGUCCGCAACGACACACCUGAGUGCCUGGUGCCCAUCGAGCUGGGAGUCCCCAAGGAGGUCAAAGCUACUGCAAGCAGCAAGGCGAUGCUGGGUUGGCUGAAGAGCUCCCAGGAGGGCUCUCCCCAGAAGAAAGAAGACACUUUGCCCAGGUGGAAGAGCCAGUUCAUCCACAGCCCUUCGCCCAAGAAGAGCAGUGCAGGCAUCCUGCGGCAGUGGCUGGGGCAGGAGGGGGGGCCGCCUGCCAAGAAGCAAAAGGCAUAGGGCAGCCAGACCCUGCUUGUCUGCAGAGCUCCCUGAGCACAGUGCAGAACGCCCGUUGGAGGGCUUUGCAGACGCUAAUGGGAUUCUCCAAACCUCUCAGGUGUUGUUCUGAUGUCCUGGGGAUGUCGUCUCUGUUCACCUGUUGUUAAAGGUUACUGUUUGUCUCCUCUCAUUUUCUCCUUUUUUCUGUCUUUUUUUUUUCUUGUUAUUAAACUCUUUACCUCUUUUCCACUUA